AUGCAGAUGCUCUGUGUAUUAUUAGAAGCUCUGAGGUCUGGUGAAAUACCUUUCUCGGUGGGUGCCCUGGCGCUCUCCCCCGGGCCUUACGCCAGACCUGCAAACACAGAAAGCUUCACUGAAACAGAAAAGACACAACCCCAAUUCCAGCACCCAGUCAGACUAUUUUGGCCCAAAUCCAAAUCCUACGACUACCUGUACAGUGAUGGGGAAAACCUUCUGAAGAACUUCCCAGUCCAGGCAACAAUUAGCUUCUACGAGGAGUCUGACAGCGAGGAUGAGGAGGAAUAUGAUGAAUCUGAGAGCGAACAGGAGGUCUCUCCAAAAUACAAGGCUCUACCUGCAACUCACUUCACCAGCUACAACUGAACCUACUAUCAACAGCUUAGAACCUAUGUAUUUAUAUUUCAAAUAUAGUUAUUUUAUUUCUGCUGGAAAUGUAUGAUGAAAAACAAAGAUCAAUUGACUGCAGCUGAAGAAAAUCUUUGUUCUUGUUGGAAGUCACCUAGUUCCUCCACUGUUUUGUGCUUGUUAAGACAAUGAGUUGUUUGCCUGAUCAAUGUGCCAUCUGUUUAAUAAUCUUGGUGUGAUGCCUAAACUUUUUAAUUAUUGUUUUUAGUAUUGGACCUAGUUUGUCCCAUAUUGGGGUUGUUUAUUUGAGAGGAGUGGCAUAACAAAA
This is a messenger RNA of Polyodon spathula (Mississippi paddlefish), 679 nucleotides long. Its product is annotated as protein ripply1-like. NCBI's taxonomy places the organism in Eukaryota, Metazoa, Chordata, Actinopteri, Acipenseriformes, Polyodontidae. The record is from RefSeq and is a predicted model, not a curated record. Gene Ontology annotation, cellular component: nucleus. Gene Ontology annotation, biological process: embryonic pattern specification; negative regulation of transcription by RNA polymerase II. Bases 1 to 369 code for a protein of 122 amino acids. The transcript is spliced from 3 exons.